Fulvia fulva is the source of this 435-nucleotide messenger RNA. RefSeq lists its product as uncharacterized. The transcript has a single exon. NCBI's taxonomy places the organism in Eukaryota, Fungi, Ascomycota, Dothideomycetes, Mycosphaerellales, Mycosphaerellaceae. Bases 1 to 435 code for a protein of 144 amino acids. The record is from RefSeq and is a predicted model, not a curated record.
AUGGCGGAUAUGAGAGCUGCGAUGGACGUCUUUCAUCAUUGGCUUGAGGUUACAUAUCCCGCUGAGAAGGAUGCCUUGCGAGCUGGUGGGUUCAAGCCGUUGCUUGGGAAGAAGGUCGUUGAGAGGUACUUGCCGAAGAUCGAGGCGAGUGAAGUUGUAGAUGAGGAAGCGAAGACGUUUGCGAAGCUAUAUGCUGGGCUGGGAGCGAGGAAGAAGUUGGGUAAUGUCCUUGUUGAUGAUACGAAGCCCACAGAGGCGGACUGGGAGAAGAGGAGGUAUACUGUUCUUGAUGGGUUGGUAGGGGAGGGUAAAGAGGCAGGGCAGGAUCAGUGGAAGCUUAGUGAGUUGUGGGAGGAUGACAGGGAGGCUUCUGGGGAGCAUUUGAGGUUGAUUGCGUGGGCUUGGAGUCCGGUGCCUGAGAAGAAGUUGCCGUGA